Closterium sp. NIES-67 is the source of this 2148-nucleotide messenger RNA. Lineage: Eukaryota; Viridiplantae; Streptophyta; Zygnematophyceae; Desmidiales; Closteriaceae. The record is from the annotation of a GenBank genome assembly.
ACUCACUUGCCAUUUGUGAUCUGAAACGGAACGCCACGACGAAAUGGAAUGCCAUCUACAAGGAUUGUUGAGGAGGUCAAGCUCAGCAAGCGUCCUUCCAUCCGACGAGUGUGAGCUGGAAACGUCCGGGAAGCAGGUUCUCAAAAGCGUUCCACGCCAGCCUGAACCGUGGUCAUUAUUUGGUCUCGACAAGGAUCAGGUCUUCCACUCCGCAUUUGGAUGUUUCAUGCAUCGGAAAGUGCUCGUCCAGGUACAUGGUAGCAGCUCAUGUGAUUCUGGUGACAUUUCAUUUCAACAUAAUUUUGCCUUCCAGGGUCGCCUUUAUCUUUUUGAGGGUGAAGCUUAUUUUCGUGGGCACCAUCUCAAUGGCAUUGUCACGGUAGGCUCACAAAUGCGCGUCUUCGAAACAUCACUUCAGCUAACGCUUCCAUAUUCUUCUCCAGAUUGCAUUGAACUUCAAAGACGUGACAGUAGUCCGCAAGGCCAAACUUGCUGGAUUUGUCGGCGGCAUUGAAUGCCAUUUGAAAAAUGAGAAGAAGGUACCCUUUUUGCUGUCUUGCUUGAAAAGAAAUCUCUGUUUCUGACUAUUGUUGGCGCUUUCCAGUAUACGUUCGUAUGCUUCCAGCACAAGGAACGUGCCCUGAAGCUGCUUCUUGAGCUAUGGAACAAGUCUAGGGAUUCUGUAAGGCUGGCAAGUUGGUUUGGGAGCAUCAAGCUCAGCUGUAAUUUUCCCUGUGAACCUGGCCGGAUGCUCCCGUAACAUGCGAAACUGAUUGCGCAGGUCGUCCAGCACAAAGGCCUCUACAAUGUUGACCACUUGACCCGCAGCGAGAGUUUUUCAGACCUGUCAGUGUCCUACAUCAUGUUCUUUUUACAGCGGUGCUGCUUCCUUACAUCACUUCGCCGAUUGCAGCGUUCCAGGAGAAGCAAGCUUUGUGCCUGAGGGCACCAGGAGGUCAAGAUGUCGCUCGCUGUCUCUAACUGACAUGGCCAUGAGCUCUGGAUGCAUGGACCUGUCGAGCUGCGUGUUCACUGAGCAGCAGGGUGCAGGUGCACUUAAUAACAACGAAGAACCUUUCUGCAACAAUUGUAGCUCUCCCACUGGACCCGCAUCCAAGUUGAAGUUUAUUGGUGAAAAGAAAUUUCAGGCAAGUGUGGAAGAAGUGUUUAACUCUUUGUUCUCGGAUGACGCAAUUCUCUUUUUGGAGCGUUUUCACACCUCCCAAGGAGACAAAAGUAAGGCAACGAUUCUGAUGUUUUGGCUGGUUCGCAAUCCAGGUUUAAUUAUUAGCUGUGCAUUGAACAGGUUUCCAAUGCUCACGAUGGUCAUCAGAAGAAGGCUCUACCUCGUGGACCCGUUGCAUUUCGUUUCAACAUCCCAUUGACUAUUUUUUGGGACCAAAGUCGACGAACUGUGAAGUUGUGCAGCAUCUUCAGAGAGAGGCCGAUGGCAGUUUCAGUAUUGUUUCAGUGCAGUGCAUGCCAAAGCUUCCAUUGGGUGACUACUUUUCACUUAAGGUAUUCAGCUCUCUCCCCCUGUACACAUAUGCCCUUACCAAGUAUUGACCAUGUUUUCUUUCAGAUGCUGUGGGAAGUUCAGUUGUGUGAUAAUGGAGCAUCAUCCGUGGUCAGAUUGUCUCAAACCACCAUAUUCUCAAAGAAAACGGUUCUUCGGCCGGCAAUCGAGCAGGGAGCUGUUCAGGAAAGCAUUCAGUCGUUCUCUCUGUGGUCGGAAAGGGCAAUCCUGGAGGUUGAAGUGCAGGAAAUUAUCAAGAUCUCGUUUGCAUCGCAUGUUGUUGAGGCAUUCAAAUUCGUUGAUUGUGCGAAGGCCAUGAUGGGUGCGUACCUUGAUGUUUCCUUCUCAUUUGGCAAGACCUAACGCAUGUGCUGUGGAUGCAGAUAAAGAGGGACUGCCUGACAGGCUUCGCCUAGAACUCGCCCACAUUGUUCGCUAUGAGAAUUUUCAAUGUGUGGUAGAUAAAGCCCCCGAGGUUUCAGUGGUUCAAGGUGUUCGGAAGUUUCUUUGCGUCCAUGGCAUUAUGGCAUGCUACAUUCUAUCAGGAGUGUUCGUAUUGCUUGGGGCUCUUUUUUUCUGGAAGUAGCACCCAACAGUUGUGUCAGAGGCGUUACUUGAUAAGAAUGUGAAUU